AUGCGCUCCCCUACGGCUGCGAGGGCCGUGGCGGCCGCAGCGGCGCUGUCGGCGUUGGCGGCGUUGGCAGAGCUGCGCCCGUUUGCCUUGGGCGGGUCGGCCGCCUGGGUGGGCGGACCUCGGCCAUCGCGCGCGGGGGCCAGGAGGGCAGCCAGGCGGGCGCUCUCCACAGAGCGCUCCGAGGCAUUCCUGAAGUGCGUGGAAUAUUACGACCCGAACGACCCCAGCAACGAGCCGUUCAGCGAGGGGCCCCCUCCGACGGGCUUCCGGGACCUCACCCAGUGCAUCUCUCCGUACCACCCGAACCCGGAGUGGCAGAUCUGGCCCGAGCCCCCUGGCCAUUUCGAGCGUGACCAGAAGGUAGCCUCCAUGUACACGCUGGCUAGCGGCAUGUUCAAGGACAUCAACAAGGCCCUGCGCGAGGAUAACGAGGACGCCAUGCGUCGCCUGGCCCCGAUGAUUUGGGAAAUCCGCCACAUCUUGAAGUUCCAGAGGGACAAGAUCUGCACCCCCGAAGGCCGUAAGUGCAAGCCUUUCAUGGGUCAGCUCGUGCGAGGGCUGGACUUACCACAAGACCAGGUGGAAGCGGUGGCUAAUGAGUACAAGGUCGGUAUGGAAUUCAGCUGGCCAGCCUUCACGUCGUGUCAGAUGGACGAGGGAGACCAGGGAGGUCUGUGGCCCUUCGAAGGGAAUCUCCACUUUGAGAUAGCAUGCAAUAUCGAUCCGAGGACCAUGGACGCGGAGGAGAUCUUUGCCCCUGUGAGGAUCGGCCGCUUUCUAGGUGGCUCGACUGAGGUUUUGCUGCCACCGCACACGAAGUUCAAGGUCGUGGGAGAGCGCGAGGUCGAAAGGGUGCGUGAGAACGAUUUGCCGCCGUUUGAUGUGUACACCAAGAUUUUGGAGGUUGUGGAGCUGCCAACUCCCAUGAAGAAGCCCCGCUGA
This is a messenger RNA of Prorocentrum cordatum, 942 nucleotides long. The record is from the annotation of a GenBank genome assembly. Lineage: Eukaryota; Dinophyceae; Prorocentrales; Prorocentraceae.